Molecule: messenger RNA, 3463 nt
Organism: Ilex paraguariensis (yerba mate)
Lineage: Eukaryota; Viridiplantae; Streptophyta; Magnoliopsida; Aquifoliales; Aquifoliaceae
Source: the annotation of a GenBank genome assembly
AAAAUAGAUACGAGUUUACGCGUGUUGACACAAUGUUUACGAACUUGUGGGAAGCUACUGUAAUUGUAAGAAACUUUGUGGAAGCUGUCAAUGGUUUAACAUAAAACGGACAUAUACGGUUCGGGUGUUAGAAGUCCAAAUAACAAGAAACCAAUUCCCUCGUGAAACUAACUUCCUUCGGUCACGCGCUUCAGUGCAGCUCAGGCAGAGAUAGAUGAUGAUGAUGAUGAUGAUGAUGACGCAGACCAUGGAAGGAGGAGGAGGAGGAGUUUCUUUGAGAGGGAACAAGCUUCAUGUACUGAAUGGGCAUCAUAUGAAUGAUCGCUUGAGAAACUGAGUUCCAUCAACGGCAUGAAUGAAGAAUUCGUGUUUGUUUGGCACACCUUCAAGUCUUCUAUACCUACAUCAGAAAAGCAAAUUUACGAAUAAAAAAAAAAGAGAGAGAGAGAGAGAGAGAGAAAGACGACAACGUUUACGAUUUCCGAAUCUCGUGGGUACACUCAGUCAUGCUAGUCCUCCUAUCAAAAUGAUUUUGAAACAUUCCGAUUAUCGUUUGGUAAUGUUUAUGGAUGUACAAGCAUGGCUGGGAUUUCUGGUAUGUAUUUUUAUUUUCCUUUUUGGGCGUUGUCGUGUUUAUGCAAUUUGUGUGUGUUUUUUUUAUAAAUAAUCUAAAACACUACAACAGUUCGUCAAAAGAAGAAGAUUGUAAUUAUAGUCUGUCCUGAGUCUUACCUUUUUUAUUUCUUUUUCUUUCUUUUGAUAUUUUGUUCGUGUUUGACUUGGAUGUGGUGUUUGGGUUAAUGUAAUCGUCAAUGUACCAAAGCUGACAAACACACACACACCUUCCUUCCUAUUUAACAAGUAAGAUUAUUUAUUUAAUUUUGGGUGUGUGUUGAUUUAGAGGUGGAUAGAGGCUAUUACUCACUCAUCACAGAUAAAUAGAGAGAUUCUUAGUACACGGAAUUUUUUUUUUUUUUAACGUUCUCCAUUAAUUCUAAAUCCUUUAUUGGGUGGGUGGGUGGAUUUUUAAGGGAUUAGGGUUCCCAUUCAUUACUUUUCUCCUUAUUGGGUGCCUUGUUUUUGUGGAUUUGGAGCUACCCACUGACAAAGGGUCGCCGAUCUCCUGAUGUCUCUAACUGGGUAAUUCGAGUUCCCCUCUCGAUUCUCUCAUCUGCGUCAGUGAGUUUUGCUGGUUUUAUCAAAUGGGUUGUUCAAUUUUUCUGGUGUUUAUAUCUCUGCUUUGUUAAUCCUUCCAUACUCUUUGAUAUGGGUAUGGUGAAAUUCCUCGAUUAGGGCCGUCCUUGAGAUUAAAACCUUAAUUUUUGUUUCCUUUUACCCUUUUGAUCUCUGAACUGGUCGGAAAUUAGUGCUUUCUGGUCCUCUAUGUGGUCUUCUUCAGUAGUCACUUCUCUGUAAGCUAUGGUUGGUUUUGCUGGAUAGUAUUAGUAAGGCAUGGUCUUUGAUCUGUGGAUGGGGUUCUGAUUCAGUGUCUAAGGCAGGGUCUCUUUCGCUCAAGGUGAUUUGGCCUUGGACUUGGGCACCGGGAGGUUUUGAUAUACCAAGUUUAAUGGUGUUUGGGUUCUGAAAUUAGGUAAGGAACUUGAUUGGCUCAGUAUUGGAAACAAGUUUGGCUUCCACAUCGUACCUGGUGGCGUCCAAUAAAAUAAUGUCUCAUAUUCAAGUAGCUUCAAAGCACACUUGUGGUCUUCUUGCAAUUUCAUGUGGCAGCACUGAAAAUAACCCAAAGCAAGAUGGGUUGGGGGACAGCCCGAGAUACCCUUUUCCAGAACUUGUUUCCUCAGGACGUUUGGAGGUUCAAACUCUGAACAAUCCAAGUACUGAUGAGUUACACAAAGUUAUUGAUUCAUUUCAGCCGAAUUUUGUGUACUUGCGAGGAGAACAGCUUCCCAGUGGUGAAGUUGGAUCUUUGGUUUGGGGAGGUGUUGACUUGUCCUCUGCUGAAGCCAUAUCUGGGCUCUUCGGUACUACAUUGCCGACUACUGUUUAUUUGGAGUUCCCAAAUGGUGAGAAGUUGGCAGAGGCACUUCACUAUAAGGGUAUUCCAUACGUGAUAUAUUGGAAGAAUGCAUUUUCCUGUUAUGCUUCUUCCCAUUUUCGCCAUGCAUUAUUUUCAGUGGUACAGAGUUCAUCUUGUCAUACUUGGGAUGCUUUCCGACUUGCUCAUGCAUCCUUCAGGCUUUACUGUGAUCAAAACAACCUUGUCCUCCCUUCUAACAGCCAGAUAGGGAAUGGUAAGUUGGGCCCCUGCCUUCUGGGGGACCCUCCUAAGGUCAAUGUGACCCCACCGGAGAUAGGUGCUGGAGAUGAUGAAGAAAGCUCUUCUGGCACUCUUCCUGCUAUAAAGAUAUAUGAUGAGGAUGUGAACAUGAGGUUUCUAGUUUGUGGAGUCGCAUGCACAUUGGAUGCAUGCUUAUUACGGUCAUUCGAAGAUGGCCUCAAUGCUCUCUUGAAUAUUGAAAUUAGAGGAAGCAAACUCCAUAACCGGGUUAGUGCCCUUCCACCACCCCUUCAGGCGGAGACAUUUUCUCGUGGUGUUGUGACCAUGCGAUGUGACUUAUCAACCAGUAGUUCAGCCUACAUCUCACUUCUGGUGUCAGGUAGUGCACAGACAUGUUUUGAUGAUCAGCUCUUGGAGGAUCAUAUAAAAAAUGAAGUUGUAGAAAAGAGUCAACUGGUUCAUGCACUGCCAAAUAGCGAGGAAAACAAGAUGCCUUUGUCUGAACCUCGGAGAUCUGCUUCAAUAGCUUGUGGGGCUACAGUAUUUGAAGUUUGCUUGAAGGUUCCGACAUGGGCUUCACAGGUUUUGAGGCAGUUAGCACCAGAUGUUUCUUACCGUAGUUUAGUUGUACUUGGUAUCGCCAGCAUUCAGGGAUUAGCUGUUGCUUCAUUCGAGAAAGAUGAUGCAGAGAGGCUCCUUUUCUUUGGUGCAAGGCAAGGGAAAGAUGUCAGUCUAAACAAUUUUAAUGUCUGCAGUUGUCCCACUUGGUUGAGGUCGCCUGCUCCACGUAGAAAGAGAACCGAAAUGUGCCCAGAAACAAGCCCUGUGUCUCCAAAUAGUUUAAUUUCUGGAAAUCACGAUGGUGUCAAAAUAGAAGACCAAGAGAAUAAGGAAGCUGGAUUAAUAAAUUGGGUUAUGAUGCCCUUAGUUCAUCCUGCUAGACAAAAAUUGAAAGUUGCUGCAAUGAGGCCCAUACCUCACAUUCGUCACCAGAAGAUGCUGCCCUUUUCUGGAAUUUCUGAGGCAGCUGGACAUGAUGGAAGCCUAGUGAAGGCUAACUUAUCUGUUGGACCUUCCACAAAGCAUAGCAUUGUUGGAGCAAAUCCUGUUACCCAUCGGAAAACAUCAUCAAGCUCAUAUCAGGCAAAGCAAAUUAUUUCCUUGAAUCCUCUUCCUUUGAAGAAACAUGGCUGUGGGAGAAGCCCAAUACACGUGUGUACCGAG